Durio zibethinus is the source of this 4896-nucleotide messenger RNA. Its product is annotated as E3 ubiquitin-protein ligase COP1-like. Gene Ontology annotation, molecular function: protein binding; ubiquitin protein ligase activity. Gene Ontology annotation, biological process: proteasome-mediated ubiquitin-dependent protein catabolic process. NCBI's taxonomy places the organism in Eukaryota, Viridiplantae, Streptophyta, Magnoliopsida, Malvales, Malvaceae. The record is from RefSeq and is a predicted model, not a curated record.
CGGUUGACCCGCUGAUGCAGAGAAUCGCGUAGCCAGGGAUAUAUAUAGAUUCAUGGAAACCCAACCGCCUAAAGGAGAAUAAUUUAGUGUAAUUGGUUUUAAGAUAUACAUAAAAAAUAAAAUUUGGGAAUUGAAAUGAAUUUUAGUACAUGGAUCAUUUUUGUCCAGACUUAAAAGAAAUUUUAGGCAUCAAAGUCGAUGGUUGAACUGAUUUCACGUUAAUUGGUUGGUCACUAAAGUCAAUUUUGAUUAUGAAUGAAUAGUAGAUUCGUUAGAAUGGAUGCAUCUUCUUCCCAUUAUUAAUGCAAUAUUGGUUAGACAAUUAAUGCAAUUUAAGUUCGUUUUCAAAGUAUAAGAUAUUUUUCUGAACAAAAAAAGGGCAUUUAUUUGCAGUAUAUAUAAGUUUUACAAAAUAAGUAUCCUGAUAAUAGUAGCUACUAGUAAUUAAAUACGCCGCCUCACCCAAAACGGCAAAUCAAAAGCAAAAACAAAUUUAUGUAAGUCAGAGCAGAGGCACCGAAACGGCACCGAUUCGGUUGUGUCGAGAAGUCCUUUGGGAAGUAUAUAUCUACGUCUAUAUAAUAAUCGUGUAUAUUGAUUGAGUUGAGGAGCCAGACGAAUCAGGAAAACGCCCGCCCAACGUGUACUCUUUUCACCCUCACAAAAUCUUCCCCUACACCACACACAACCUCUCUCUCUCUGUCUCGUCAAUCAAUCACUGAACUAACAAACACCAUUUUCUUUUCUCUCAAACGGUUCUUUUUUUCGUUUACUUUCUCUUGUACGGACAUAAGCUCCCCAACUAACCAGCAAUACUACUUCAUAUUCUUCACUCCACUUCUGUACACUUAACUGCAAAGUCCAACCACAAAUUCCUUUUUCCCAUACAGAUUUUUUUUUUUUUUUAAAGAGAGAACAACUCUGAAAAGAAGAAUUGUAAAAACAUGGGAGAGAGUUCAAUGGGUGGGGCACUUGUUCCCACCGCAACUAAAUCUGAACAACAGCCAUCAUCGCCGGAAAGCUCCACUCCUUUGCCUCCGCCAACUGUUCCACUUCCUCCGCCUCCUCCACCGCCACCGCCAGUGCCGCCGUCCUCGGCGGAGGAAGAGGCUGCCGAAGCUGACAUGGACAAGGACAUGCUGUGUCCGAUAUGCAUGCAGAUAAUCAAAGACGCUUUUCUAACGGCUUGUGGUCAUAGCUUUUGUUAUAUGUGCAUUUUGACUCAUCUUCGAAAUAAGAGCGAUUGUCCAUGUUGUUCUCAUUAUCUCACAAAUAACCAUAUCUUCGCUAAUAUUUUGCUUAACAAGUUACUGAAGAAAACUUCUGCUCGUCAAUUAGCAAGAACUGCAUCUCCAGUAGAACAUCUUCGUAAAGCAAUACAGCAGGGUUGUGAGGUGUCAGCUAAGGAGCUAGAUGGCUUGUUGGCGCUACUUGUUGACAAGAAGAGAAAGAUGGAGCAACAGGAAGCAGAGACAAACAUGCAGAUUUUGCUUGAUUUCUUGAACUGCCUAAGGAAGCAAAAGCUUGAAGAGCUUAAUGAGAUUCAAAGUGAUCUCCAAUAUAUUAAGGAGGACAUAAUUGCUGUAGAGAAACGUAGCAUGGAAUUGUAUAGGACAAAAGAGAGAUGCUCCAUGAAACUGAGGAUGCUUGUAGAUGAUUCCUUUGCAGCAAAAACCUUGCCCUCAUUGAUUGAUAAACAUAACAAUGGCAUUACAACUGUCGUUCACAACUUACAAGGCUGGAUGCGUUCAGCCAGUUCACAGAACAAGGUUGAUGUGAAAGCUCAAGCAAGCUCACAGGGAUUCAGAGGUAAGGAUGCCUAUGGUGGGUCAGAUUCAGCAUAUGAUACUAAUUCAGGAUUGGCUGUAGCAAGAAAGAGGCGGGUCCAUGCACAGUUUAAUGAUCUACAAGAAUGUUACUUGCAAAAGCGGCGGUAUUGGGCCAAACAACUUCAUAAACAGGAAGAUAAAGACCCAAAUGCAAUAAAUAAUGAUGGUUACAAUUCUGGUCUUGAGGAUUUUCAAUCAGUGCUAAGUACUUUUACACGAUACAGUCGAUUGAGGGUCAUUGCUGAACUUAGGCAUGGUGAUAUUUUCCACUCUGCUAACAUUGUCUCAAGUAUAGAAUUUGAUCGCGAUGAUGAGCUGUUUGCCACUGCUGGAGUGUCAAGGCGCAUCAAGGUUUUUGAGUUUUCCUUGGUUGUGAAUGAACCAGCAGAUGUGCAUUGUCCUAUUGUUGAAAUGUCCACCCGAUCUAAGCUUAGUUGUUUGAGUUGGAAUAAGUACACAAAAAACCAUAUUGCUAGCAGUGAUUAUGAUGGGAUAGUAACUGUCUGGGACAUAACAACUCGGCAGAGUUUGAUGGAAUAUGAGGAACAUGAAAAGCAAGCUUGGAGUGUUGAUUUUUCUUGCACCGAACCUUCAAUGCUUGUAUCUGGUAGUAAUGACUGCAAGGUCAAAGUGUGGUGCACAAAGCAAGAAGCAAGUGUUCUUAACAUUGACGUGAAAGCGAACAUUUGUUCCGUCAAGUACAAUCCUGGAUCCAGUGUUCAUGUGGCAGUUGGUUGUGCUGAUCAUCACAUUCACUAUUAUGACUUGAGAAACAUCAGCCAACCGCUAUAUGUGUUUGGUGGGCAUAAGAAGGCUGUUUCAUAUGUGAAAUUUUUGUCUAACAAUGAAUUGGCUUCUGCAUCUACUGAUAGCACACUGCGCUUAUGGGAUGUAAAAGAAAAUUUACCGCUGCGCACUUUUAGAGGUCAUGCAAAUGAGAAGAAUUUUGUGGGUCUCACAGUAAACAGUGAGUACAUUGCUUGUGGCAGCGAAACAAAUGAAGUGUUUGUUUAUCACAAGGCUAUCUCUAAACCUGCAGCUUGGCAUAGAUUUCGUUCUGACAUGGCCAAUGCUGAUGACGAUGCCGGAUCUCACUUCAUCAGUGCAGUAUGUUGGAAGAGUGAUAGCCCGACAAUGCUGACAGCAAACAGUCAAGGAACGAUUAAAGCGCUUGUACUUGCAGCCUGAAUUGUAAAAUUCAUAAGCAAUCUAAAUCAAUCCUCAAGCAACGGUGAAAACAUUGCCUCUUUGCUAGUUUGUGGUGAAACUAUAGCUUGUACACGUCAUUAAGGUGAAAUGGGCAGGCUGGGGAAGUUUAUAGGCCCAUUCUUGAAUAUUGAUAUUCUUUUUCUUCGUAUCAAUAUGUCUAUGGAGUUUUGAUGGGACUUUUCUCAAAUGCCUCGUGAAGCCUUCGUUUUGUGGCUUGUAAUGAUUUCUUGUAUGUCAGGCAGCCACUGUUUAAGCAGUCCUUCGACAAGAUGUUUAAAAGAUGAAAAUUGUUUACCUUUGAACGCUCAUCCUACCAAAAUUAGACUGCAGGAGGUGAAGUGUACGCCGGGGAAACGAUUUGUUGGUAAAUACAUGUCUCCUUUUCCUUUAUUUAUUUUUUUAAAAUUUUCUGAUUCUGUUGGAGAAUGUCAAGGCAUGGAUGGUUAACUUUCUGCAAUGGCGUUAUAUUGUCAUUUGACUGGAAAAUCCUAGAUAAAUCUAUACGCUGCUAUUCAAUAUUUCUUAUUCUCAUUCUUACGCUUACAUUUUAUUCCAAACAUAAAAGUGGAGUGCAUCACUCAAUAAAUGCGAACCGCAAGGAUAAGUUUAUACCAGGCAAUCGGUUCAAAGUGAAGAAAAAGGAUUUAUUCAAGCCCUUGUUAUUCGCUCUUUCACCUAAUUACAAAAAAUUCAUAAAACAAUGUGAAGGAAAAUCCUAAAACAAGGAAAAGAAAAAGAAAUAUGGACAAGCAACAAUCAGACCGCCAAUGGAGAAAAAUGACGACUGAAACGAUAUCUUGGCCUUUGAUUUUGAUAUACCUCAAUAUUCUUCCCUAUGAAGAGACAAUCUUAUAAACUGCCUCCUCACUCUUUUUACCGAAUUGAGGUUUCCUUCAAAAAUCUUAAUAUAAACAGAAAAAACAUUUAAAAAGAAAAUGCAGAUCAAGCAAUUCUACCAAUCAUCUCUGUAACAGGAAAGGAACCACCAAAACCCAAUACAUAAGUUAACGACUGUCAAACUAAAGCGGCGGUUGCAUUAUACUUUUUUAUAGAGCACGAACCCUACAGACGUUCUCGCCAAUGGCUAAAUUUAUCAAAAUACCCUUAACAAUAGCAUGUUUAUUUAUUUAAACUUCUAGGCAUUUCGGCCACACGGGUUCACUCGUUGGAAUGGGCUACUAGAGUUGAGGCUUUGGUUCAUCCGUUUGAAUGGGCUCAUAGUUUGGGUAGGGUUCAUUCAUUGGAUUUGUAUGGGCAACUAGAGCUUGGGCAAGGAUUACAGGCUUUAAAUUGACUGUAGAUCCACAGGAUAAAUUGGAUCUACUUUAUCCUCACAAUGAUAGAUUUUGUUCGUGAAACUUAUGCUAGGCCUAUAAGCAUUUUAUUUAACUGAAGCACAUAGAUUCUAAUCAGCUAGGGGUUGAGAAAAUAUUACUGAUGCUCUGCUUCUAGAUUCAACCAGGGGCAGCUUUUCGAAGAAAAACUAGCAAGGGGCAGGAAACAAUGAUCUUCUGCUCCUCUCAACGUUGAUGGGUAAGGAACAUGAUAGGAUCAUGAUGAUGGUCGAAUUACUUAAAGCAGCCGGCAUUGUUUAUAAUUUCCAAAAGCUUUUACCCACUCGGCUGCAUAAUAAUUAUGCUCUUCUGGGAGAUGACACUCGAACUAGGCUUAAAGCAGUCGGUGGAACUGUGUGCAGCUACUUGAGAACAUCUAAUAAUCCUGCUUGAUUUUACUUUAUGGAUAGUCCUCAAUUCUGUUCAAUUAUACACAUAAAGCUUGCCUCAAACCUAUUAUCUCGACCGUUAAUUCAUCACUGCCUCAAUCCUGCAUGGUGCAACCAUGGUGUUCCAAGGAACAC